Molecule: messenger RNA, 2333 nt
Organism: Penaeus monodon (black tiger shrimp)
Lineage: Eukaryota; Metazoa; Arthropoda; Malacostraca; Decapoda; Penaeidae
Product: fibroin heavy chain-like
Exons: 4
Coding region: 18-2261 (747 amino acids)
Cellular component (GO): extracellular region
Molecular function (GO): chitin binding
Source: RefSeq, a predicted model, not a curated record
GCCACCAACAAGUAACCAUGAAAACCUUUAUAAUUUUGCUGGUGGCAGCAUUGGCUGCUGGUCAACGAUUUCAGCAGAUAGUUCCUGAUGUCGCUGUGAAACUUGCUGGCGCAGGUUUCUUCCAACAGGGCGGCUCAUUCUCCAGUUCCAGUGGUAGUAGCUUCCAGAGGAACAGUGGAUUCCAGAAUUCAGGAUUCGGCAGUAAUUCCCAGUCCAGUUUCUUUACUCCUAGCAGCAAUGGCGUCGGUUCCAGUGGACGCUUCCAAUCAGGUUCACAGGGCUCUGGAUUCGGGUCCAGCUUCUCAUCAAGCUCUUCAACUGGCAGUGGACAACUCCAGUCUGGUUCAAGAGGUAGUAGUGGGUUUGGAUCUGGUUCAUCUGGUGGAAGGUUCUCGUCAGGCUCAGCUGGCAGUGGCUUUGGAUCUAACUCAUUGAGUGGUAACAGAUUUGCGUCUAGUUCUUUUGGAAGUGGAUCCCAAUCUGGUUCAACAGGCUCAUCGGGCAGCAAUGGGUUUGGGUUUGGUUCCUCAAGGGGAUCUGGAUCACAGUUUGGUUCUUCUCUUGGCAGUGGAAUUCAGUCUGGUUCUCAGACUUCUUCUGGAAAUAGCGGCAAUUUCCAAUCCAAUACAUUUGGCAGUAACACUGUAAAGCUUGCAGGACCUGGUACCUUCUCUACCGGUGGCAGUUCAAUUGGAUCUGGUUCUACCUUCAACAGUGGAUUUGGCUCUGGUUCUUCCAGUGGUCAGUUCCAAUCAGGCUCAUCAAGUGGCAGUGGAUUUGGGUCUGGGUCUUCCCUUAACAGUGGAUUUGGGUCUGGUUCUGGCUCCUUCAGCAGUGGAUCUGGUUCUGGUUCCUUCAGCAGUGGAUCUGGUUCUUCCCUCAGCAGUGGAUUUGGAUCUGGCUCUUCCCUAAGCAGCGGAUCUGGCUCUUCCCUCAGCAGUGGAUUUGGAUCUGGCUCUUCCCUAAGCAGCGGAUCUGGCUCUUCCCUCAGCAGUGGAUUUGGAUCUGGCUCUUCCCUCAGCAGUGGAUUUGGAUCUGGUUCUUCUAGUGGUCAGUUCCAGCCAGGCUCAUCAAGUGGUAGUGGAUUUGGGUCUGACUCUUCCCUUAGCAGUGGAUUUGGGUCUAGUUCUUCCCUCAGCAGUGGAUUUGGGUCUGAUUCUGGCUCCUUCAGCAGUGGAUCUGGCCCUUCCCUCAGCAGUGGAUUUGGAACAGGCUCUUCCAGCGGUCAAUUCCAAUUAAGUUCGUCCACUGGUAGUGGCUUUGGAACUGGUUCUUCCCUUGGCAGUGGAGUUGGUUCUAGUUCUUCCAGUGGACAAUUCCAACAGGUGGUAGUGGAUUUGGAUCCAGCUCUUCUGGUGGUCAAUUCCAGUCAGUGGAUUCCAGUCUGGAUCAUCUGGUUCUGGAGUUGCUUCAAUUUCUCCCUUGGCAGUGGAUCACAGUCUACUUCUGCAUUUGGUUCCAGUUCCUCCCUUGGCAGUGGAUUCCAGCCUGGAUCAUCAUCUGGUUCAGGAAUUAGCUCCACUUCCUCCCUUGGCAGUGGAUUCCAAUCUGGUUCUGGAUUUGGUUCAGGUUCUGGAUCCCAGUCUGGUUUCUCAUCUGGAUCUGGAUUUGGAUCAAGUUCUGGAUCCCAAUCUGGUCUGUCAUCUGGAUCUGGAUUUAGUUCCGGUUCCUCCCUUAGUAGUGGAUUCCAAUCUGGUUCAUCUGGUGCAGGAUUUGGAUCAAGUUCUUCCCUUGGUGGUGGAUUCCAGUCCAGUUCAUCUGGUUCAGGAUUUGGAUCAGGUUCUUCCCUUGGUAGUGGAUUCCAGUCUGGUUUAUCUGGUUCUGCUUUUGGAUCAAGUUCAAGUGGAUUUGGCUCAGGUUCCUCAAUCAUCAGUGGAUCACAGACUGGUUCCUCUUUUGGAAGUGGAUUCCAAGUUGACCCUCUGCCAGCUGAUGGAGUGUUUGAGCCUCUGAAUCUCCCAGCUGGAGCCUCUCAACUAUUAGGAAGAGUCUCAACCUCCUACUCCUGCCUUGACCGUCCGUAUGGAUAUUACGCUGAUGAAGAGAACUCAUGCCGUGUUUUCCAUAUCUGUUACCCAGCUCGUUUCUCUACUGGUGCCAUCGAAACCUAUCAGUACAGCUUCUUGUGCGGUGAGGGUUCUGUAUUCGAUCAAAAGGAACUCACCUGCAAGGUACAGGCUGAUGCUAUCCCAUGCCAGGAAUCCUCUAGUUACUACUACACAAAUGAGCAGUUCGGUCGCCCUGAAGAAAAAUCACAAUAAGUCUGCUGAAGACGACUUUUCUACCGAGACAACGAAUGUAUAUUUAUAUAAUACCAAAUAAAGUUUAAGUAU